Necator americanus (New World hookworm) is the source of this 810-nucleotide messenger RNA. RefSeq lists its product as uncharacterized. The transcript is spliced from 9 exons. The record is from RefSeq and is a predicted model, not a curated record. Lineage: Eukaryota; Metazoa; Nematoda; Chromadorea; Rhabditida; Ancylostomatidae. Bases 1 to 810 code for a protein of 269 amino acids.
AUGGUUCAUUAUACAAUUGUAACAAGAUUUAUAUUAGUUUUGUGGAUGUCUAAGGUCGGAUGCGAUGAAGGGACGAAUUUUACCCUUCAAACUCAUUUGCAACAGCUCACCACAUCGAGUGAAUUGCCAGAUCCUGAGUCUACGAGAAGAACAGGGACAAGGCCAAGGUUAAAGCCAUAUCGGACGAGACGAACAACAACAACUACUACUACUACAACCACUACGACCAUUACCACUGAAAGUACAACUACAGAACCAAUAGAUGUAUUCAAACUCAAGAAAAAACAUGCAAUAGAAGAAACGUUUCCAGCUAGUAUAAUUCUUAUUGCCUGUGGAGCGACUUUAAUCUUCACCACGUUAUUUUGUCUGACGUUAAUCUGUUUCUGUCGAAAAGAACCACCCAAGACGGCAUCUAUUCAUCCUAGAAGAAAGAGAACAACACAACGCAAAGUGGAGAUGGAAAAAAUGGAUUCGCGUAGUCUAAAGAGUGCAAGUGCAACUCCUCCACCAAAACCACGACCACCAAAAGCGAAGAAAAUUGAAGCCGAAAAAAUUAAUAUGCUGGAAUUUGCUCAUAAGGGAGCGUUGGUGAUGCAAGAUGUUAAGGGCGAAGUGAAACAUGCCUUAGAUGAUGUCAAAUCUGGUGAAAUAGUAAGAGUACAGUAUGAUACUGGACAAAAUGAAAUUGUAACAAUCGGCUCAGAUGUAGAGAUCAUAAAGUCUUCCUCCACUGCCACAGGAACAGGUACAAGUAGCGAACAAAAGACAUUUUCCAACAUUUCGAAAACUAAAAAGAGUGCACGUCGCUGA